This is a messenger RNA of Ostrea edulis (European flat oyster), 3320 nucleotides long. Its product is annotated as zinc metalloproteinase dpy-31-like. Gene Ontology annotation, biological process: molting cycle, collagen and cuticulin-based cuticle; proteolysis. Gene Ontology annotation, molecular function: metalloendopeptidase activity; zinc ion binding. The record is from RefSeq and is a predicted model, not a curated record. The coding region runs from base 53 to 2293 and encodes 746 amino acids. The transcript is spliced from 16 exons. Lineage: Eukaryota; Metazoa; Mollusca; Bivalvia; Ostreida; Ostreidae.
UUUGCCUUUAUCUAACCUUUAGUUCGUAUCGCGCUUUUCGACAACGCUAACCAUGAUUGGUUCGGUACAACGUUUGCAGCAAAUCGUACCAUGUAUAAUUUGUACUGGACUUUUUAUCUUUAUUUCGAUGAGAACUUGCAAUGGAAUGCCAGUGGAUAUUUCUAUGGAACGACUUAGUGAAGGUUUCUUACCACCGGAAUCGUCUGAGGCAGCGGAGGCUUUUGAUCCCUUGGACAUCAAUGAUGGACAGACUUUGGAGGCCAAACUUCGAAUCAUGGAGCUCCUUUCAGAGCUGGAAAAAGAAAUGGAGGAGAAGUUCGACAGAAAGGGCAAUGAUACGAAUGUCAAUGCAACAGCCACGCCCUUGAAAACGGCUCCCUACAUCUUUGAGGGCGAUAUUAUCUUACAACCGAAACAAGCUUUGGAAAUUGUAGAGAUGGGAAAACGUCGACAAAAGCGGAAGUUACACGCUAACACGGUCCACCUCUGGAAACUCCCUAUCUGGUUCACGUACCAUCCCGAGGAGUACGAUCUAAUGGAAGAGGACAGUAUUUUAGAAUCAAUCAGCAUCUUGGAGAAACUAACAUGCAUCCAAUUUAAAAAGAUCGACUAUCACCUGCUUCUCAACAAAACCUACCAGCUGGAGAACCACAACAACGUCACGAUUAACUUCACCAAAGACAUGGGUUGUUGGUCCUACAUUGGAAGACGAGAGGCACACAAUGGCGUACAGGCUUUAUCAGCCGCCCCUAGUUGUAUGGUUAGCGAAGGUUCCUUGAUGCAUGAACUAGGUCACGUGAUCGGCUUCUGGCACGAACACUCCCGACCCGACAGAGAUAGCCAUAUUAACGUGGAAAAUAAUGCUAUAGAGGAGGGACGGUUAUACAACUUUUAUAAAAGCAGUUGGCAGUAUGUUGACACGAAGAACGUCAGUUACGAUGUCAGUUCCAUCAUGCAUUAUUCUGCCACGGCAUUUGCGGCUGUUCAGGGUGGUGGAACUUUCGUCCAACCCACGCUCAUUGCCAGAGACGUUCGUCUGCAACGCGCCUUGGGACAGCGACAGGAGUUUUCUUUUUAUGACGCAAAACUUGCAAAUUUGGCUUAUUGCCAUGGAAUUUGUGACCCCAGCCUCCUGGUACAACCUUGUCUUCAUGAUGGUUACCAGGAUCCCAAAAACUGCUCCAGAUGUCGCUGUUCUGAUGGACUAGGGGGAGAUUACUGCGAAAGAGUUCAAAGUCAUCCCCAGAGUACAGACAGUAGUGGAGAAAUCUUCGUUUCUGACAAACCUGUUAAGAUCUCGGCGUAUGCUCACAGUGAUUACAGGAAAGGGACGAAACUUACAUGGCUUUUUAAGACUGAACCAAACAGAAACAUUAAACUGACCUUUAGAGGAGAUUUCAUGAUGUAUUAUAACUGCACAGAUGACCCCAAUGUAAAGUGCCGGGAUUUCGUGGAAGUCCGAUACUAUCAUAAUCUGGCCAAUCCCGGGGCAAGAUUUUGUUGUUUCAAUAAGAAUGAUGAAACCCCGCCCCUUUUGUCUGAAGGGAAUCAGAUGUUGGUAUUGAUGCGUGCUUUCGGAGAUGGUAAAAGAGGCUUUGAAGCCGAUGUAGUUUCAGAAUUCUGCGGUGGGUACGGGCCUAACAGUAGAAGGGAUCAGACCUAUAUGCCAUGUUCCCGCCUUGUGGAGGAGACCUGUGAACAAGUCUGGGAAGAGAAGGAAGAAAUUGCGUGCAAGACGUGGUACACAUGGGCUCCAGACUGCAAAACAGACGCGAUGGUAAAAAAAUCACGGCCUGCUCUCUGCCCCAGAUCCGAGUAUUACUGUGCAGAUGGAUUUUACUUUGACGGACAACUCUGUGUUGGAGUAAGUAGCACCUUCACAUCACCCCCUUCUCACCCAGUACAAACGGUCACUGCUUUCACCAACCAACAAUCUUCAACCAGCAACAUUCUUAACGACGCCGUUGGGUGGUCAUCGUGGUCUGCAUGGAGUGCUUGCAGCGCCACCUGUGGUGGAUGUGGAGUACAAAGAAGAGAGAGAACAUGUGAAGAUCCCCAGCUCUGCGGGGGAAAGACUUAUGAGUCAGAAACAAAGCAUUGUGGACUAGACCCUUGUGAUAAAGAAACCGUGUCUAACAAAUGUACCCGGAAAGUGGAAAAGAAACAACUGUGUAGUCCUUUGUCCAUGGACAUCUGUACAACGACGUAUACAGAAACAUACGACUGUUUUGGUACCUGUUGUACAGAUUAUAAAAUUGAGGAGGAUAGAUGCGUCCCGAUCAACAAAAGAUAGGAUUUGGUGAUGUGAACUACAUUACACAAAACGUGAAGCAGGCGGGUUCCUUGCUCAAGCGACCGAAAAGGGUCCAAAUCUGUGAUAUUAUUAGUAUUUCGCCUAGAUUGUCUAGUCAGUUAGAAUGCAGACAUCAUUUCGUCAUCGUCCCGUUUAGAACGUCACAGCUGGUUCAGGACUACGGUGCAUGCGCAGAUAAAGGGUAUAUUAUCUGUCCACUCCCCCGGGUAUACUGCACAUGCUCAGAAGAUUAUGGUGAACAUACUGAGAGGUCAUUAUUAGCAUUUUGAUCAUUAGAAUUCCAUAAAAAGUUAUGUGUUUGUUAAAGUUUGUAAAUAGUGAUAUGUUGAUUUUCGUUGUGCGAUUAAUAUUCUCUUCCUCAGUUUUAUCAUAGGAAAAAGUUUUAAAAUGCUGCAUAUAAAUUUUCUUGUAGAUAACUGUAAACAACAUUCUUUCCUGUGUAUUUCAAUAUAUAUUUAUAUAUCAGUAUAUGAAAUUGUAUACUUCCAAUCGUUGGUAAAACCAAGUCUUCCCCUUUAUCAGCAUUACCUUCAUGAUGUCAUGUCACAGUUUUUUAAUUUAUUUUUUCCAUCACAUUCAUUCACUUAAAACACUAUGUUUACGUCUGUGAUCUGCCUCAUAGUUACCUGUUGCACAUUUACUUGACUUUUAAUCUUCCCCCAUUUGAAUCAAUAUCAUUUCUGUAUUUCUCGGUAAACAGUUUUUAUGUUGACUUCUGAAUGUUUUUGUUGUUGAAUCAGAUAGGCAUGUUUAUGUCCUAUCGUCGUUCCAAAAUAAAGAUAUCAGAAUCGCUAUGUAGUAACUGGGUAUUUGUUCAUUCUAUUGAUUGAUAAAUUAAAACUUUGCAAUGAUAAAAUGAAAUACAUGAAUGAAUAAUUGUUUACUUUAAUGUGUUCUUCGUCAUCAAAUGUCAUUGUAAUUAAGCUGUUGAUCGUUUGUCUAAUUUAGCAUGUAAAUACUUAAUAUUUAUUUUGUUAUUUGUUUGUAUUUUUUCUAAUAAAUCCGU